Molecule: messenger RNA, 1562 nt
Organism: Linum tenue
Lineage: Eukaryota; Viridiplantae; Streptophyta; Magnoliopsida; Malpighiales; Linaceae
Source: the annotation of a GenBank genome assembly
GCUUACAGUCCAAGAAUUAUCCUCCUCACACUCACUGCUGCGCCUGCCAUAUCAGCUGCGCUGGGGGGCUAAGAAGAAAUGUCAGCUCUACUACUAUCAAUGGCUGCCUCCUCGAUUGCUUUGUCUCCGCUUCACACCAAAUCCUCCAAUCUCGCCUCCGCCACUCACAUUCCAUCCACUGCCCACUUGUCGACUAAUCACUUGGCCAAUCUCCUCCUGAAGCCCCUCAAACUCGCGAACCAAGCCACCGUCGUCGUCAGCCGACCCCCAUCGCGCCGCUAUUUCGCCGCUGCAUUUGACGAUUUCGAGGCAGCCGAAGAUGAGAACUCCACUGACGACGAGGACCUCGCGGUUGAAGCCGAUGAUUACGCUCCGGAAAGCGAAGAAGGAGAAGUAGCAGCAGGUGUGAAUGGAGGGUUUGGAUCAAGUGACGAAGGUAGGCUGUACGUUGGAAACCUGCCAUAUACGACGACUUCUGCGGAAUUAAAUGAGAUUUUCGCGGAGGCGGGUCGUAUCGCCAGCGUUGAGGUCAUCUAUGAUCGGGUUACAGAUAGGAGCAGAGGGUUUGGGUUUGUUACAAUGGCGACUGCCGAGGAAGCUAAAGCAGCCAUUCGAAUGUUCAAUGAAUCAGUAAGUUCCCUGCUCUUGCUUUCUUUUGCUUCUCUGUAGUGUCUACCCUUACCCUCAUGGAUAUACUUACAAUGGUAGUGGUGGUGGAUGAGCAGCAAUUGGGAGGUAGAAACAUAAAGGUGAACUUCCCAGAAGUGCCCAAGGGAGGCGAGAGGGAGAUGAUAGGCUCGAGAGUGCGGAGUAGCUAUCAGGGGUUCGUAGACAGCCCUCACAAGGUCUAUGCUGGGAAUCUCGGUUGGGGCGUUACAUCUCAAGCUCUCAAAGAAGUCUUCGCUGAGCAGCCUGGGUACAUGAGUGCCAAGGUCAUCUACGAGAGGGAUACAGGAAGAUCUCGAGGUUUCGGUUUCGUGUCUUUCGAGACUGCUGCAGAUGCUGAUGCUGCUCUGAAUAGCAUGAAUGGGAAGGAGGUGGAAGGGCGGCCUUUGCGGUUGAACAUGGCUUCGGAGAGGCCGCAAUCUUCAUCAGGAUUCAAGUCAACAACCGAAGGCGAUAGCAGCCAAUUGGUUUCGAGCAUCAGCUCUGAGUCUGAGUAGACGUUUCUGCACAUCACUUGCGUACAAUUCAAAGUUCAAAGUAUUUUGUUGCAUCUACCCUUUAACCUUCUAAAGGAGCUUUUUGCCUUCACUAUGCUCCUCCAUCAUGCCAUUCGAAUCGGUUAAACCAAGACAGAACACAAGUAACUUAGUGCCGAGAAGAGCAAGCUCAAGUAUGCAGCUAUUUGUUUCAAAGUAUGGCAUGUGAAUAUGGACGUGGAUUCUGUACAAGAUUGCUACUUAUGAGCCAAAUUAAUAGAGCACCCUUCUACGGCAGAAAAUUGUUGCUCAAUGCAUGACCAUAUAUAUAUAUUGUAAUAUAUUAUAUUUGCAAAAAAUGAGAACUUUUUGAAGACUCAUAUGAGCAAAGCAAGUAUCAAUAAUAACUCUGAAGAACCA